UAGGAGGAGUUGCAAAGGGCAAAUGUCAUCACUGUGGUAAGGCAGGCCACUGGAGAAGAAACUGCAAGACAUACCUCGCAACCAAGAAGAAGGAAGGUACGACCAUUUCUUCUGAGGUGUAUGUUAUAGAAGUUAACAUGUCUAUAUCUUCAUCAUGGGUACUAGAUACUGGAUGUGGGUCUCAUAUCUGUACUACCAUGCAGGGACUGAAGCAGAGUAGACGGUUAGCUCGAGGCGAGAUUGAACUCCGAGUCGGCAAUGGUGCACCUGUGGCUGCUUUGGCAAUCGGAACUUAUAGUUUAGUCUUGCCUAGUGGUCUAAUGUUGGAAUUAAACGAUUGCUUGUACGUUCCUGCAAUUAGCAGAAACAUUAUUUCUGUUUCAUGUCUUGAUAAGAGUGGUUUCAUCAUUUCUAUUAAAGACAAGUCCCUUUCCGUUUACAGAAAAAUUGUUUUCUAUGCUAAUGCCAACAUGACCAAUGGGUUAUAUGUCCUUGACUUGGACAUGCAUGUCUAUAACAUAUCAGCCAAGAGGAACAAACCGAACGAAUCAUUCUGGGGGUAUGCGCUGAGCACUGCAAUAUAUACUCUUAACCGAGUUCCAACCAAGGUGGUUGAAGGAACACCAUACCAGCUAUGGAUGGGCAAAUGCCCGGUUUUGUCACACUUAAAGAUUUGGGGCUGUGAGGCUUAUGUCAAACGUCUUAUGACGAAUGGGAAGCUUGACACCAAGUCUUAUAAGUGUUUCUUCGUGGGAUACCCAAAGGAAGCUCGAGGGUAUUCAUUCUAUCACCCUAUCGAUAAGAAGGUAUUCGUUGCUCGCAAUGGUGUCUUCCUCGAGAAGGAAUUUCUCUCCAACGCAACUAGUGGGAGAAAGAUAGAGCUCGAAGAAAUUUGAGACGAUGAAGAAACUACCGCGCCGGUUCUGGAACAUGAGCUAGAGGAACAAACCGUUGUACCUCAAAAUGCUCAAGAUACACAAGAACCCCGUAGGUCUAACCGGUUACGCACACAACCUGAAAGCAAUUUCCUAAAUAUACUUUAUUAUAAAAUGAAGUCUUGAUUUUUAAUAUACACACAACUUUCGGCCAUCCCAAUUUGAGAGAGAAGAAAAUUUUAUUUUGUGUUCAAAGUUAUUUUUCUAAAGUGUUAGAAAUAUACACAAAAUAUUAUAAACAAAUAUUUAUAAGAUAAAUAUUUUACUAUAUAUUUAUUACUCCCAAAGUAGUAUUAUUAUAGUUUUUACUAUCCUAUAUUAAACUUGCUAGCACAAGUUUAAUCUUGGACUCCGGAGCAAGUUCGUGUGGAUACGUUGGAGGCUUCAUACGUUUGGCGCUACGUUCAUCUCCUCAAAACCAUCCCCGACCGUUCCUCCGUUCUUCGUUUUCACCGUUAAGGUAAAUUUGUUACUAUAGCUAGUAAUUUACCUAGUUG
Molecule: messenger RNA, 1432 nt
Organism: Cuscuta campestris
Lineage: Eukaryota; Viridiplantae; Streptophyta; Magnoliopsida; Solanales; Convolvulaceae
Source: the annotation of a GenBank genome assembly